CCCCCACGCGUCGGUUCUGCUCCCCACGCGCCGAGCGCUCAGCCCUGAGCUCCCCUACUCUUUCCUUGGCGGUCCCGUUACCUAUUCUUCAGCUCUCACCUUAAAAAGAGGCCUAUCUUGACACCCCUGGUUUAAAGCCGGCUUCCCCAAGUUGCAUUAUUGGGUGUUCUUUGUAAGCACUAUGCAUUAUGUCCUCUGUAUGGUAUUUGGUUGUCUCAAGUUACUUGAGGGCAGGGACACUGUUCUGUAGCCGCAAAACCCGAAGCACCAAGGACAGUGCCAGGCACCUAGCACGUGAGACAGAUGGGACUGUUUGCAGAAUUCUCACGAAAGCUGAAGGACUUAUGGAUGCGGAUAUACCCUUAGAAUUGGUGUUCCAUUUACCGGUCAAUUACCCCUCCUGUCUACCUGGUAUCUCGGUUAGUUCUGAAUGCCUGACCAGGGCCCAGUGUGUGGCUGUGAAGGAGAAGUUACUAGAGCAAGCGGAGAACCUUUCGUCGGAACCGAUGGUUCAUGAGCUGGUUCUCUGGAUUCAGCAGAAUCUCAGGCACAUCCUCAACCAGCCAGAAACAGGAAGUGGCAGUGGAAAGUGUACUUUUGCAGCAAGCAUGACUGCGGAUGAUGGAUUGUGGAUAACUCUUUUGCAUUUAGAUCACAUGAGAGCAAAGACUAAAUAUGUCAAGACUGUGGAGAAGUGGGCUUCCGAUUUAAGGCUGACGGGAAGACUGAUGUUCAUGGGUAAAAUAAUACUGAUUUUACUACAAGGAGACAGAAACAACAUCAAGGAGUACCUGAUUCUUCAGAAAACCUGCAAAGUAGAUGUGGACUCAAGUGGAAAGAAAUGCAAAGAGAAAAUGAUUAGUGUACUGUUUGAAACAAAAGUACAGACAGAACACAAAAGGUUUCUGGCAUUUGAAGUCAAAGAGUAUUCAUCGUUGGAUGAGUUACAAAAGGAAUUUGAAACUGCAGGACUUAAGAAGCUUUUCUCCGAAUUUGUACUUGGACUGGUAAAAUGAAGACAGGAAUAAAAUAGAAGACAGGCAUUUUUUAGUAAAACAGCAGUGUUUUUUUGUUUGUUUGUUUGUUUGCAUUGGAUUAGGGAUUGACUAAAUGAAAUAACCCACAAAGGGAAUGAUUUUAAAGUUUCUCUGAAGCAAAAUGGUAGAUACCUAACUUUAGGAACAAAAGCCAAUUCGUUUGUGGAAUAUCAAACAGUAAAAACAGCCAUGUGUUCUAAUUUUUAGCAAUAAAGGCUAGGUUUAGUAGAUGGAACAUUCUUUGAAAGAUAAAUAUAAAAAGAUGAUAGUAAAUGAGCCCUUGUGUUAUAUAGAGAAUUUGUUUGGAACUGCAAUUUUCUGGCUGAUUUUCUUGUAGUGAAAUGAUUUUUUUAAAAGAGGUUUGUUUUCAUGUUUACUUUUUUCAUGUUUAUAUUUUUAGCAUUUGGUCAUGAUUUUCCUCCAUUUAUCUUAUUACAUCUAAUGCUUUAAGUUGAAUGUUAACGAAAAUAUAACACUUAUUUCUUUGUAGAAUUGCAUAAAUCAUUAGUUAGAUUAAAUAUAAACCAAAGAAGUUCUGUAGAACUUAAUUUACAAUUACUUCCUUUGGGGUCCCAGAAUAGCACAGUACUUGCUACCUAUAGGACUAGAGAGUCGAUUUAAAUUAAAAUUCUGUUUUGAAAAUUUUACUCUCUGGUUUUACAAGGGGCGAAAAUGUUCCACAUAAAAUGAAUUUGGCUUGCUGGAUGGAGGAAAUUAUAUCGAGGUAGUACUUUUUAUUUCUUAUGAAGUCUGUUAAACUAUGAUAACCUUAAAAUAUAUUUAUUAUGACCAAAGGAGAGAAAAAGCCAUAAAAUAAAAGCUCAUUUUAAAAUAUGUAACAAACGUGUAAGCAGGCAUUGAGGUCUGAGAAAGGAUAUUUGUGUGCAUGAGGCUGCCAGGGCUUCUAAAAUAAGGGGCCAGGUGACGGGAGAAAGGCCAUGCAAAUCUCUCACUGCAAUCUGGGAAACACAGUGAUGUCAUUAUAAAAGUAAAACUGAUGGGAGAGGUAAGUGAGGAAACGUUGUGACAUGCCGAGCAGGGUUUCUUGACAGUACUGCUCUGUGACCAUGGCAAUUCAAUCUGAUUUUCUCAUUUUCAGGCCCCCUUGUAAUAAAAGUAUACCUACUUGUAGAUCAUUUUAUGGGAUUCUGUUAAUGAGAGGGGAUUUUCAGUUUAUUUACUCUCAUUCCAGAGUGUUUAUGAUUUUUUCCUGGAGAACUGGUAAGUGCAGUUAGAGUGUUCUAUGGAAGGAGCGUAUGGCAAGUUGAAGCUUCACCGCUGGCAUGCAACACUGAGAAAAUAGGCUUGAAAAUUGUGGGCUGGUCAUUAUUACCCCUUCAUUUGAUUUACUAUAGUUUUAGUGAAAAUGAAAAUAGUGAAAAAGAACAGAAUUUAGAAUAUUGACCAUGUCUUUGGGAUGGCUGGAGAGUGACCACAUAGAAUGACAUGAAAAGUUACUGCUCUCAGGCUGUUAAUAGUAAGUAGCAGGAGUAGGAGUUGGCGUCUGAAUUUUAUCACAACUGAACGGCUAGUCUUCUGUCUUACCUUGCGUCUUCUGUGUACGGGUGUCUUCCACUUUGUGCUUUAUUGUACCCCAAACUUGCAUCUUUAAAUUUGACUCUCUAUCCCUAAAGAAGAGCUUGAAUCAGGUAAAACUGAAUGUUAAUGAUGACUUUCUCCAACGUAAUUAAAUUCCUAUCUACUAAAAUUAUGUUAAAAAAUAUUGUUAUUACUUUCUUGGAUGUUUAUAUCUAAGUCUUUCACAAAUAUGUACACAUCAGAAUGCAAAACUAAACCUUAACAGGUGUAAAUUUAAAUUUAAUUUGACCUCUGGAUGAAAUAAAAUUUGAAAUUAUAUGCCAAAA
Messenger RNA from Hipposideros armiger (great roundleaf bat), 2902 nucleotides. It is a transcript of the gene RWDD3, whose product is annotated as RWD domain containing 3. The coding region runs from base 189 to 1016 and encodes 275 amino acids. The record is from RefSeq and is a predicted model, not a curated record. The transcript is spliced from 4 exons. Gene Ontology annotation, biological process: positive regulation of protein sumoylation; positive regulation of hypoxia-inducible factor-1alpha signaling pathway. Gene Ontology annotation, molecular function: protein binding. Lineage: Eukaryota; Metazoa; Chordata; Mammalia; Chiroptera; Hipposideridae.